AUGGUUGAUCUAACAUGGAAAGAUUUAGAAAUUGUUACGAAGGCACCCAAAAGCACCAAAAAGUCCACUAACAUUCAAGAAAAUGACCCAACCAAACCAUCAAAUGAUGUUUUAGAAGUUAUACCACUUUAUAUGGCUGAAGAAAAUGUUUUUGAGGAGAAUGCGUCUGGGGAAAAUGUUGAAGAGGGUGAAGAAAAUGCUUAUGGAGAAAGUGAUAAGUAUGGUGAGGAAAUCGACAAGGGUGUUGAAGAAGACAACCAAGUGGAUGUUGAAACUGGAAUAAAUAAAGAAAGCAUAAGUAAAGGUGUAAUAGUAGAAGGAAAUGACAAUAUAAGUGUCACUAUGGAAGUUGAUAUAACUACUAGUAAGGAUGUUCUAGAAAAUGCAAACAACAAUUUGGAGAACAUGUGGAAGGAUACGGCUCCAAAUUAG
This is a messenger RNA of Vicia faba (fava bean), 432 nucleotides long. The record is from the annotation of a GenBank genome assembly. Lineage: Eukaryota; Viridiplantae; Streptophyta; Magnoliopsida; Fabales; Fabaceae.